Myzus persicae (green peach aphid) is the source of this 2837-nucleotide messenger RNA. RefSeq names its product matrix metalloproteinase-16 (gene Mmp1). The transcript has 11 exons. Gene Ontology annotation, biological process: extracellular matrix organization; collagen catabolic process; proteolysis. Gene Ontology annotation, cellular component: extracellular matrix. The record is from RefSeq and is a predicted model, not a curated record. Lineage: Eukaryota; Metazoa; Arthropoda; Insecta; Hemiptera; Aphididae. The coding region runs from base 1 to 1755 and encodes 584 amino acids. Gene Ontology annotation, molecular function: metalloendopeptidase activity; zinc ion binding.
AUGGCGACCUGUAAAUCUUGUAUCGCGUUGAUGAGCUCGCUGGUCCUGUUCUUAUCUUGCGCCCUGCGAUGUGCGGUCGCUGUUCAGACGGACGCACAAGCAAUGAUGUAUUUAUCUCAAUUUGGCUACUUGAGCCCUUCGAUGAAAAAUCCGAAUUCAGGUCAUAUCAUGUCUGAGGAAACAAUGGCCCGGGCGUUAAUGGAGUUUCAAUCAUUCGUUGGUCUAAAUCUGACAGGUCACUUGGAUGACGAUACGCUACACUAUAUGAGUAUGCCUAGAUGUGGUGUCAGAGAUAAAGUUGGAUUUGCCACAGACUCUAGAUCUAGGAGAUACGCUCUACAAGGUAGCCGGUGGAGGGUGAAAGACUUGACGUAUAAAAUAUCCAAGUAUCCUAAACUGCUGGGUAAGUCGGAAACGGACUCGGAAAUCCGGAAAGCAUUCGACGUAUGGUCUGAUGUUACACCGUUGACGUUUACUCACAAAAAAUCCGGACAAGUACACAUCGAAAUCAGAUUUGAAAAAGGAGAACAUGGCGAUGGUGAUCCAUUCGACGGACCUGGUGGAACUUUGGCACAUGCUUUCUUUCCAGUUUACGGGGGUGAUGCUCAUUUCGAUGACUCAGAAAAAUGGUCAAUAGGUUCAUUCAAAGGCACUAACUUGUUCCAAGUAGCAGCUCAUGAAUUCGGCCACUCAUUAGGAUUGUCUCACUCAGACGUCCGGUCCGCGUUAAUGGCGCCAUUUUAUAGAGGUUAUAAUCCGUCAUUUAAUUUGGACAGCGACGACGUAGAAGCCAUCCAGGCUCUGUACGGCGCUAGCAGCUCGGGAGAAGGAUCAGACAACGACGACGACAGCACUAGCCAGGGAUCCGGUAAAAAGACAACAACGCAAGAACCGCCCGGCACAGAGGGCAGCGACGCUGAAUUGUGCACGGACACUAAAGUGAACGCUUUGUUCAAUUCGGCCGCCGGCGAAACUUUUGUGUUUAAAGGCGAUUACUACUGGAAGUUGACGGACGACGGACUCGCUCAAGGAUUUCCCAAGUCCAUCGCGGGCACGUGGUCCGGCCUGCCGGGAAACAUAGACGCCGCGUUUACGUAUAAAAACGGCAAAACUUACUUCUUCAAAGGCACAAAGUAUUGGAAGUACACUGACACCACGAUGGACGACGGAUAUCCAAAAGACAUAGCCGACGGUUUUGCCGGUAUCCCGGAUAAUGUUGACGCCGCUCUUGUUUGGAGCGGGAACGGAAAGAUUUACUUUUUCAAAGGCUCAAAGUUCUGGAAAUUCGACCCGAUGCAAAAGCCCCCUGUAAAGAGCACGUACCCGAAGCCCAUCAGCAACUGGGAUGGUAUACCGGAUAACAUAGACGCGGUUUUGCAUUACACCAAUGGCUAUACAUAUUUUUUCAAAGACGAGAACUAUUACAGGUUCAACGACAGGACGUUUGCAGUCGAUACUGCAGAUCCACCUUUCCCUCGCAAUGCUGGCUAUUGGUGGUUUGGCUGUAGGGCGGAAAAUAAGGGACAUCGGCAAGAAGUGACCGCAGCGCCCAGCAUACUCAGACCAACGUGGAUGGAAGUGAGACGGGAUCACAAGGGCAAUCAAAACACGGAUGUCGGUGAUCUGAUAUUGGACGCAGAUAACUCUAGAAUAUUCAACGAGACGCAGCUGAGGUUUGCUAGAAGUAGUUCACCAAAACACACAGUCGCCGUCUUGUGUGUUAUCUUGACCUCGUUGUGGUGGUGCAUUUCCUGAACUUCCGGAACCAGAUCCAGAGUUCCAGUGUUCCAGGCGUCAAAGAUACUCAACUGUUCGCAAUUAUUCAUAACUGUGAUAAAAAAAGUAAACUACUUACCUUUACGUAUGAUUAUUGUGCCUAUAAAACGUUUCAUAUUUUUGUACGUUUUUAUUUAUAUUUAUACAUUAAUAAUUUAUUGAAUAACCGUUUGAUCCAGCCAAUUUGUGUUAGCACAUAUUACACAUGUUAAAUUAAUGUGUUGGUUCAUACCUAAUAACAAGUAUAAAUGUAUAAUACUGUAAAAUACCUUAUAUGGACAUUAUGUCGUCCCUCAGUUUGUCAUGAUUUAAUUAAACUGUUCAUUAGUAUAGUUACCAUUCACCAAUAUACCUAAAAGUAUUAUUAUUUUUAUAAUCAUAUUAUUCAACGAAGUUUUUUUUGCAUAUUCCUACAACUAAGCAUCAAUCCUAUAUAGAAUUUCUAGAUGAUGAUAUUUCAACAAUAUUUCAGGAGAUUUUAAAAACAAUCUACCAAACGAUGAUUCUAUUUUAAAAAUAUUUCUAAAAUAUUUCAAAAAUAUUAUCAUCUCCCGAAAUGCUGUGUAGGAUGUAUUAAUUGUCUUUAAGCUUAAUGAGGCCCAAUGCCGUUUUUUCAAAUUGUUCACAAUUUUAUAAAAUUGAAAAUUAUAUUUUACGUUUCAGUUGCCCCUAAAUUUUAAUACUUUUUCACUUAUCUAUUAGCCGAUACCUAUUUAGAGGAGGUGGGGUUGAUAGGUGUAUUUUAUCGAAAAAACGACUUCACAGGAAUUAUUAUCAGGCCUUGAAGAAUUAACGGAUUUUGAUAACUAUUUUUUUAUCUGAAGAAGAAGACUUCCUACAGGCUGCAUUGAACUCCUAUUUUUAUUUUAUUUCAAACAAUGGUACUAUAUAAUUUGUAAAAAAAAAACUUAAAAUUAUUAUUUUUGAAGACAUAUUAAAAAGUUUGAGAUUAAAAUAUUGAAAAUAGAGUUCAGCUUUAAAGUUAAAAAAUGUUAUCAAAUUUGUUCGAUUCUACAGAAGAAGAUCAAUAUUCCCUUGAAGCGUAUUUUUGUGGACAAAAU